Messenger RNA from Fundulus heteroclitus (mummichog), 2610 nucleotides. RefSeq names its product sialoadhesin. NCBI's taxonomy places the organism in Eukaryota, Metazoa, Chordata, Actinopteri, Cyprinodontiformes, Fundulidae. The record is from RefSeq and is a predicted model, not a curated record. Bases 100 to 1326 code for a protein of 408 amino acids. The transcript is spliced from 8 exons.
CACAACAGCAAAAGACACUGACAGAGAAGAGCCACAGAAAACAACAGAGGAAAGGACAGGCGAAGCUACAAGCAGGGGGAGAACGUCAACAGUGGAGUCAUGGCACAUCAUCACUAUCAUCAUCAUCAUCAUCAAAGCUACAUCUUUCUUCUCGUUCUCUGUAUGAGAGGUAUUCUGGCUGGUGAUUGGUUAGUCCUUCUCCCCUCCGGUCCCGUUUGUGCUGUGGUUGGUUCCUCAGUAGUCCUGCCUUGUUCCUAUGACUACCCGCAUAGCUCUGAUGAAUUCAAGGCAGAUGGGAGAGUCUCUGCGCAGACAGGAGGCAAUGAAAAAGGACAGGAGUACAAAGUUCUGUCAGAGAUGUGGUGUCUUGGAGACAGCCGCUGCGUUACAGAGAAAUACGUGUUCCACAGUGCCGGUAUCUUCCCUGACCCAUCUUAUCAGAACCGGGUACAGUACGUGGGACAACCAGGAACCAAGAACUGCUCUCUGAGGAUUUCCAAUCUCACAGAGUCAGACAGUGGAACCUACGUGUUUUACCUCAUUACCAACCACACAACGGAGAAGAUGCCUCCGCAGACUGGAAUACAACUCCUAGUGGCAGAAUCCUCCAGAGCGGUCGCGGUCUCAGCAGGUCCGUCCCGUGUCGUCCCUGAGGGUGCAGCUUUAAGCCUGGCCUGCUGCACCCCAGCAGCCACUUCACAAAGUCACUUCAGAUGGUACAGGAGCACAGAUAGCAGGGUUGUACAGGUUGGCCAGGUGUGGCAUAUCCAUGGAGUUACAUCUGCUCAGUCUGGCAGCUACUACUGCCAAGUGCAGACUGGAGAUAAGAAGCAAAACUCAACAGUUCUUACAAUCGAUGUGCAAUACCCACCUCGAAACACAGUCAUCACCAGGGGAGCAGAGGAGGAUCAUCCUGUGAGUCUGACCUGCAGCAGUGAGGCUAACCCACCGGUGCACACCUUCGUCUGGUACCAGGGUGCAGCAUGUCUGCCAGCAGACAAAAGCUUUCAUCGAGGAAGACAAACGCCGGCUACAUUAACAGGAGGAGGCCAAACAUUCAGCACGGCCAACAUCACCACCGAGGAGUACGGACAGCACUGCUGUGUCGCACGCAACAGAUGUGGAUCUCAGACUAACAGCAUGACUCUGGUCGAUCCCAGAGCAACAACUUCAUCGGACUCUUUAGGAAGCAAAAUGGUGCUGAUUGGAGUAACUGCUGGCAUCCUGCUUGUUAUUGUUGCCAUAGUUGCCUUUCUACUGACAAGGAGAAAGACAGCCAGAGGUCAGUCAUAUGUCCUGACUGGGACAACGGCCACAGAACCUUGAGGACUCAGAGUUAAACCAGGACUGUUUUUAUUUUGUAUACUAAAUAUGUAAAGAGCUAACAUGAGAGGACCAACACAUUGUGUCGCCAUGUACCACUUUCCUGCAGUUACAAAGUAUAACCUGUUUUGUUUUUUUUGUUUUUUUUUUUUAAAAAUAGGCUCCAGAUGACAUUCGCCUGCAGAGGCCUAAAAGUGUCACAAAUCCAAACAAUAAAUUGUCCACUCCUGUCGGUGUGCAACCAACCAUGCUGCCUCUUAAAAAUCUAAAAAGCACUCACUGUGUGAACCGACUGUGAGACUCUGUAGACUGCCUGGUUCCCUUAUUUACACCUGCCAGUUCCUUGCAAACUGAAUCAUUUCUGGGUUUUACUGUAUGGGUGCUAACCUUUUCUUUAGUCAGUAGGGGCACAUAAAUUGCAAGAAAAUAAUAAACCUGUGUUUGGUGCAGUUACAUUGUUAUAGUAGUUUUCCUCCUCCCAGUGAUGGGUAAACGUGAAUUUGAAUACUGGACAUGCACCACAGAUCAUUACAGACGCAGACCACAGAUGACAUCCGCAGUCGUUUACGCCUUUGAUAGUUUUCUAACAAGGUCUGUGCCGCCUAGAAGUUCCUUCUUAAUAAAAGAUGUCCCAUGGUUAAUGUAAUCAUGAAGACAGGAAAUACAGUCAGCACAACCCCAUUAGGGCUCCGGUCAGUGAGAUCAGUGUAAACUUUGGGUCAUGGUAGAUACUCACCAAGGCCUAAAGAAGAGUGGAGGGGGGGAGGAUAAAAACCAGGAGGACAGUGACUCUGUAUCCGGCACAACCAGUUACUGGAUGCCCUCGGCGAUCAGUUCUUAUCCUCAUCAGUUUAUUUUUGGAAAUGGCCUCUUCAACCAAGACAGAAAAUGUGAAGUAAUCAGUUUUUUUGUAUAAAUGAAGCGAUAAUAAGAACAUCAAGCUUACACCAUUACAGGAAAAUAAUGUUUAUUUGGUAUGAUGCUUUUUCUUUACAGCGUUUUUAUUUCUUCCUGCAAAAACAGACACUUCACAUUCAAUAAUUUCUUUUUUUUUGAAACUUUGCAAUCUGAUUUGUUUGUCAUGGAAAGUAUUUAUUAUUCUGUGGAGUAGGUAAGAUUUGAAUGUCUAGCCGAAUUAACAUUGGCAUAAACUUUGUGUUUAAUGUGUGCGUUCUCCCCAGAAGACGCUGUGUCAACUGUAUCGUGUUUUAUUUUUUAUUUCAUCUUACUGUUUUUAUUUUGUUCAGCAUUUUUGUAACAGCCUGUUGUUUUUAAAUGUGCUUUAUA